AAGAUAAACACAGGCAUGCUGUGUCUGAAUCCUCAAGAACGCUGGAGGAUCAGACUUCUCCUGGAGAACCACACACCAGACUUGUGGGCAUUGCAACUCAAUACACAGAGCUGAUGAUCAUUGAUCAGUACAGAAGAACCUACAAUGAGGGACACCAUGAACUGGAGAAAAUGUGGAAUACACAUGGAGCACUGGUAGAAGAGCAGACAAAAGUGAAAUUUGAGCGAAUCUGGACAGAGCAGCUUUUCAGAAGGACCUCCCAACACAUUGUAGUUGUUAGUGGAGUGGCAGGAAUUGGGAAGACCACAAUGGUCCAGAAGAUCAUGCUUGACUGGGCCAGGGGUAUUCAGUACCAGAGUUUUGCAUUUGUGUUCCUGUUUAAAUUUAGGGAGCUCAAUCUCUUAGAUACAAAGGCAGAGCCACAAAUGCCUCUAACCAGACUGAUUGUAAGGCACUAUAAACAUCUCAAUGACAUGAGACUGAGGCAAAUCCUUCAGAAUCCUGAAAAAAUUUUCUUUAUAUUUGAUGGACUGGAUGAGUACAAACACAAACUGGACUUCACAGAGAGGCAGCUCUGCUCAGACCCAGGUGAAUAUUUUCCAGUCCAUGUUCUGGUCACCAGUCUGAUCAGUCGGAAAUUAUUGCAAGGCUGUUCAGUCCUAAUAACAACCAGACCAACAGCCCUGAAUUCCCUGGACAUGAACAGAGUUGAUCGAUUUGUGGAGAUCCUAGGAUUCUUCCCUGAACAAAGGCUGAUGUACUUUAAAAAGGUCUUUGGUGAUGCUGAUCUGGGUUCAAAGGCUUUUCAAUCUGUGGAGGAGAAUGCCGUCCUGUACUCAAUGUGCUUCAACCCCUCAUGCUGUUGGAUUGUCUGCUCUGUGUUGAAGAACCAUUUCAUUACAACUGACGAAAAGCAAAAACCUGCUCCCAAAACUGUUACCGAGCUCUUUGUAAUGUUCCUUUACAACAUAGUGACCAAUCAUAGGCGAGAAGCUAAGAACCAGCAGGAGACUCUGAUAAAACUGGGAAUGAUGGCUUAUUAUGGGGUGGUCAACAGGACUCAUGUGUUUUAUGACAAGUCUGAGAUCUCUGCCUUUGGUCUCCAGAAAGUCCUGUCCUCUUCAUUCCUCUCAGGGUUCCUCAAAGAAAUCUUGCAAAGUGAAAGCACUCAGCAGUACAUAGCAUAUAAAUUUUACCAUCUCACCCUACAGGAGUUCAUGGCUGCCUGUACUUUCUACCUUGAUCGAUCAGUAAGCAUUGAGGAGCUGCUUGAAGAGUUGGACUCAUGUAAAGAUGGCCGAUUUGAGAUUCUCACUCGAUUCCUGGCAGGAUUGGCCAGGCCUUCUGUUUUUAAAACACUGGGAGGAAUCCUGGGAGAGUUCGAGUGGAAGACAGCAAACCGGAUACUGGAGUGGGUGAAGCAGAAAGCUGAACUGGCACUACAGGGUCAAGAUAAAAGAGAACUUCUGCGAGUGUAUCAGUGGCUUUAUGAGACUCAGAAUGAAAGAUUAAUCAGAAACACCAUUGGGAAGGAUUUAAGGAUUGACUUCAGUAGCACAACUUUAUCUCCUCUGGACUGUGCUGUGCUGGGCUCUGUCAUCAGCUGCUGUGGAGAACUUGAGGAGCUUGACCUGUCAAAGACACAUCUCACCCCAGAGUGCAUCAGGAGACUGGAGCCAGGGCUCAGCUGCUGUACACAUGUCAACCUGUCUGAUUGUCAUUUUACCUCCAGAUGUUGCUCAGUUCUCUCCUCAGCCCUUUCUUCUCCACAUUCACAACUGACUGAACUGGAACUGAACAAAAACAUCCUGGAGGAUUCAGGUGUGGCUCAGCUGUGUGGUGGGCUGAGGAGUGAAAACUGCAAAUUACAGACUUUGAGCCUGUACUCAUGUCAUCUCACCUCCACAUGUUGCUCAGCUCUCUCCUCAGUCCUUUCUUCUCCACACUCACAAAUAACUGAACUGUGGUUGAGUGACAACAGCCUGGGGGUUUCAGGAGUGGAUCAGCUGUGUGAGGGACUAACGAAUGAAAACUGCAAAUUAGAGAAACUGAGCCUGUCUUAUUGUCAUCUCACCUCCAGAUGUUGCUCAGCUUUCUCCUCAGUCCUUUCUUCUCCACACUCACAAAUAACUGAACUGUGGUUGAGUGACAACAGCCUGGGGGUUUCAGGAGUGGAUCCGCUGUGUGAGGGACUAAGGAAUGAAAACUGCAAAUUAGAGAAACUGAGCCUGUCUGAUUGUGGUCUCACCUCCAGAUGUUGCUCAGCUCUCUCCUUAGUCCUCUCUUCUCCACACUCACGACUGACUGAACUGGAACUGGACAACAACAACCUGGGAGAUUCUGGAGCUUGUCAGCUGUGUGGGGGGCUGAGGAGCCCAAACUGUAAAUUAAAGGCACUGAGGCUGUCUGAUAAAGAUAUCAGUGACAGGGGGGAGAAAAACCUGAGGUCAAUGCAGAAGGAUCUGCAGCGGAUUGGACGGCAGGUGGAUAUCACAACAUGAGAAGACCUGACAUGGUAAUCAACUGAUCCAAGUGAUGGACAUCCUAGUUCAAUUAAUCUCCUAAAUUCUUCU
Molecule: messenger RNA, 2573 nt
Organism: Erpetoichthys calabaricus (reedfish)
Lineage: Eukaryota; Metazoa; Chordata; Cladistia; Polypteriformes; Polypteridae
Product: NACHT, LRR and PYD domains-containing protein 3-like
Exons: 6
Coding region: 114-2501 (795 amino acids)
Cellular component (GO): cytoplasm
Molecular function (GO): protein binding
Source: RefSeq, a predicted model, not a curated record